Molecule: messenger RNA, 2538 nt
Organism: Dicentrarchus labrax (European seabass)
Lineage: Eukaryota; Metazoa; Chordata; Actinopteri; Moronidae
Gene: nln
Product: neurolysin (metallopeptidase M3 family)
Exons: 13
Coding region: 134-2239 (701 amino acids)
Biological process (GO): peptide metabolic process; proteolysis
Cellular component (GO): mitochondrial intermembrane space
Molecular function (GO): metalloendopeptidase activity
Source: RefSeq, a predicted model, not a curated record
UUCUCCACAUGUAAGAGAGAGGGAGACGAGUGCUGGUGCUGCUGCUGCUGCUGCUGCUGCUGGAGCUGAAGCACAGUAAGAGGAGAAGAAAGUGUGGUGUACUUGCACGGAGAAAGCGCAUGAAACCGCUGGCAUGUGUGCGUUAAGAGUUGUAGUCUGCCGGGCGUUUUGCAGCGCAUAUAAACCUGUCCUGAGAAUGACCAUCCAGAAUGGGUCUGUGACACCUGCCAGAGACUGCUCUCAGGCAGGAGAUGAGAGAAACACGCUGAGAUGGGACCUGUCUCCGGCUGAGAUCAGGACCACCACGGACAGUUUGAUUAACAGAGUGAAAAAGGUCUAUGAUGACAUUGGAUCUCUAAAGGUAGAAAACGUGUGUGUCGAAAACACCCUGAAAGCCUUGGCUAAUGUCAGGCUGGAUUAUGCAUCAUCCCGCCAUGUUCUCGAUUUCCCCCAGUAUGUUUUUCCUUCUAAAGAGGUUCGGACAGCGAGCACAGAGGCUGACAAGAAACUGUCUGACUUUGAUGUGGAGAUAAGCAUGAGGGAAGAUGUGUUCAAGCGAAUCACUGCCUUGCAGAAAAAGCUCCAAGACAACCUUACAUCCGAAGAAAAGAGAUUCUUAGACCGACUUGUUACAUUAGGCAAGCGGAAUGGAUUGCACCUGUCUGUAGAUAUACAAGAGGAAAUAAAAAGAACUUCCAAGCUUAUAAGUGAACUCUCCAUUGAGUUUAACAAGAAUCUGAACGAGGACAAUACGUUUCUUCUUUUCUCUGAGCGUGAAUUGGGUGGGCUAGCUGAUAGCUAUCUCAAUGGACUGGACAAGGCAGCAGAUGGGCGGUAUAAAGUGACUCUUGAAUAUCCCCAUUACUUCCCUCUGAUGAAGAGGUGUCACAAUCCUGAGACCAGGAGGAAGAUGGAAACAGCUUUUCACAGCAGGUGUAAAGAGGUAAACACAGGGAUCCUCGAAGAGUUGAUACAACUGAGGGCAAAGGUCGCAGACUUACUUGGUUACAGUAGCCAUGCAAACUAUGUGCUGGAGAUUAACAUGGCCAAGAAUGCAAGCAAUGUGUCUGACUUUUUAGAUACAUUCUAUGAAACACUGAAGCCCAUUGCAAACAAGGAGAGGAAAUAUAUUCUUGCACUAAAGAAGAGGGAGUGCUUGAUGAAGGGCUAUCAGUUUGAUGGACAGAUCAAUGCGUGGGACUUGCCCUACUACAUGAAUCAAGUGGAGCAGUGCAAGUUUGCUGUGAACAAGGACAAACUGAUUGAGUAUUUCCCGCUUGACGUGGUGACACAGGGACUGUUUGGUAUCUACCAGGAGCUGCUGGGUCUCACAUUCACAGAGGUGGACCAUGCUCACGUGUGGCAUGAAAACGUCACACUCUACUCAGCCUAUGACACCGAAACUGGAGAGGAGAUUGGCCAGUUCUACCUCGACUUGCAUCCAAGGGAAGGAAAGUAUGGCCAUGCAGCCUGCUUUGGGCUCCAACCUGGCUGCAGAGGACCUGAUGGGAAUCGCAGGCUUCCAGUGGCAGCUAUGGUGGCUAACUUUACCAAGCCCAGAAAAGGUUGUCCCUCUCUCCUCCAGCACCAUGAAGUGGAGACUUAUUUUCAUGAGUUUGGUCAUGUUAUGCAUGAGCUCUGCUCUAAGACCACUUUUUCAGAAUUCAGUGGCACCCUGGUGGAGACGGACUUUGUCGAGGUGCCUUCGCAGAUGCUUGAGAACUGGGUUUGGGAGAAGGAGCCUCUGAGAAGAAUGUCUCGCCACUACAAGGACGGCACGCCAAUCCCAGACAACCUGCUCGACAAACUGAUCGCAUCCAGAGUAGCCAACACUGGACUAAUGAACCUGCGCCAGGUAGUCCUUAGUAAAGUGGACCAGUCACUACACACGAGCCCUUGUGCAGAUACAACAGAGGUGUUUGCAAAGCAUUGCCGGGACAUCCUGGGUGUUCCUGCUACACCAGGUACCAAUAUGACAGCCAGUUUCAGCCACUUGGCUGGAGGAUAUGAUGGUCAGUACUAUAGCUAUCUCUGGAGUGAAGUCUACUCCAUGGACAUUUUUUUCAGCCGCUUUAAGAAGGAAGGUAUUAUGAAUCCAAAGGUUGGAAAAGAGUACAGGAGGGUGAUUCUGGAAGCAGGCGGCUCUGUGGACGGAGUGGACAUGCUGAAGACCUUCCUCGGACGUGGCCCAUGCCAGGAUGCCUUCUUUCAGUGCAAAGGACUGAUUAAGUCUCAGUAAACAGAAACAUUGUAAUGUUACAUAGCCUUUUAAGAAUCUUUUGGUCAAAGCAGGGUAUAUUUUAAUUGUCCGGAUGCAGGUUCAUGUCAGUAGAAACAUGCCUUUGCUUGAAUUUACUGUGUUUAGGUUUUUCUACUUGAUCAUUUCUACCUGUUGGCAUUUGUUCGAAUGUGCAGUAGAUCGUGGAGAAUCCUCAUGAUGAUAUGUACUUCUUAGGCCUUUUUCACAGCAAAUAAAGUACAUGUGUUACUAAUUGUAUUAAGGAUAUCUUCGGUCCAAUAAAGUGUCCCAGUAAGCCA